Messenger RNA from Penicillium bovifimosum, 696 nucleotides. RefSeq names its product protein tyrosine phosphatase-like domain-containing protein. The record is from RefSeq and is a predicted model, not a curated record. Gene Ontology annotation, molecular function: 3-hydroxyacyl-CoA dehydratase activity. Gene Ontology annotation, biological process: fatty acid elongation; sphingolipid biosynthetic process; very long-chain fatty acid biosynthetic process. NCBI's taxonomy places the organism in Eukaryota, Fungi, Ascomycota, Eurotiomycetes, Eurotiales, Aspergillaceae. The transcript is spliced from 3 exons. The coding region runs from base 1 to 696 and encodes 231 amino acids. Gene Ontology annotation, cellular component: endoplasmic reticulum membrane.
AUGGCCUCAUCCAAAGCAACAAGCGCCGCGCGCUCCGGCCCUUCAGGCCUAACAAGAGUCUACCUCUGGGCCUACAACACCCUCAACUUCCUCGCCUGGGGUAGCUGUCUCGCGUACACAGCCUCCCUGCUCCCGCCUCAUGUAUUGACCAACACCCUGCCCAAGGUCUUCCACUUGACCUUCAACCCGCUGCUCCUGGCCACGCAGUCUCUCGCCCUUUUGGAGGUCGUGCACAGCGUGGUGGGCAUCGUGCGCGCGCCAUUCAUGACGACUGCCAUGCAAGUUGCUAGUCGAAUUCUGCUUGUUUGGGGUAUUAUGGCGCCGUUUGGUGGGGAGAUUAUUGGCGGGCGCAACACCCAGUUGGGUGAUUAUGCUUAUCUGGGAUGCGUGACUGCGUGGGGUAUCACUGAGGUUAUCCGUUAUGGAUUCUUUUCCAUUACCCUGUCUGGAAAUUCGGUGCCGAGCUGGUGGACUUGGUUGCGAUACAAUACUUUCUACAUUCUCUACCCUAUCGGUAUCUCCAGCGAGUGCAUGCUUAUUUACCAGGCUCUUGGACCUGCUGGUGAAAUUAACCCGCUGUUCCGUUACGCCCUCAUCGCUAUUCUCGCUAUCUAUGUGCCUGGCUCUUACAUCCUGUAUACUCACAUGAUUGCGCAGCGACGCAAGGUUCUGCGCGGCAAGAAGAGAGCCGAUUAG